CAAUAUCUUUAAAAAAACGAUCAAUUAGUGUUCUGUAUCUAAACUGGGUUUAGUAAUGUCUCAAUAUUAUUUCGCUUCGAAAAACUGCAUAUAGAUGACCUGAAAAAUUAGCGUUUUGUUCUGUCGUCUGCACUCUGCUAAUUUAUCAAAACUCAAAUUUCAGUCUACUUGGCAGUCCAGUUCAUCAACGUAUUUUCUUCUUUUCGAGUAAUUUCAGAUUUCUGUUUCGUCUUGCUGAGAUUUCGCGGCUCUGUUUUUUCAUCGAGAAGGUCUUUCAGCUCCCAGUACAAUAUUUCAACACCACAUAAUAUGCUCAAGACGAUGGCCAGCGAGAAGCCUUUAAUUUUAGAUGGAGGGCUCGGCAGCUUACUGUUUUCCAGAGGAACAUUCGUUAAAGGCGAUCCCCUGUGGUCAGCCCGUUGUUUGACGUCGGCAGAGUCGGAUGGUCGCCGCCAGCUGCGUCAAGCCCACCUGGACUAUUUGGCGGCAGGAGCUCACAUCAUCAGGAGCAACAGCUACCAAAUGAGCAUCGAACAUCUCCGGAAAUGUCUACCCGGUCUUUCUCAGGAAGAGGCGCUGGAAAUGAUGCGCGAUUCGGUUAGAAUUGCUCGCGAAGCUUGCCGAGAUUAUUGGCAAUCCAUCGGAGGAGAAAGCUCCGGUAAAACAGAACCGAAAGUGGCUGGGUCUAUCGGCCCCUAUGGAGCCUGUCAAGCUGAUAUGUCAGAAUAUACUGGCGCGUAUGUCGAUUGCAUGAGCGAAGAAGAUUUCAUCGAAUGGCAUCGGCCACGUUUGACGGCCUUACUCGAAGCCGGUGUGGAUUAUUUGGCGUUUGAAACAUUCCCUGCGUUGCUGGAAGCCAACGCAAUCCUGCGACUUCUACAACAAGAGGCUCCCCAUAUGCCAGCUUGGAUAUCAUUCUCCUGCAAGGACGAAAAACAUGUUUGUCACGGAGAGACGUUGGCCAGCGCUUUCGAACAGAUUUGGACGAAUAAAACGGACGGUUUGAAAGCUGUUGGAAUUAACUGCACUCCCGGAAGAUUAAUUAAACCACUUUUACGGUCUCUUGAUGGCGUUAGUAAUGUGCCUGUUGUUCUUUAUCCUAAUCGAGAGGAAUGCCUUGGUGAAGAGGAUGAACUAAUUCUUGUUUAUCCGAAGCCUGACGACAAGGAAAACUCGAAAGAAGAUACCUUAGGUAAGUUAGCUAAAGAAUGGUUAGCCAAUCAUCCAAAUGUUUUUGCAAUCGGAGGAUGUUGUUUCUAUCAUCCGUCAGACAUUCAUAAUCUUAGCCGUGUGUUUGGCAACUAGUUCCCUUGGGUUAUUAUGUUUUUUUUUUUACUAUCGGCUUGUAAUGGCAAGAUGGAACUAAAGUCGAUUCUGAUUUCUAAGUAUACUACUUAGAUGAAGGCUAUGUCAAAGAGCAGAAUCGAUAAAAAAUUUAAUUGGCAUAUGGUUUACAAUGAAACAAAUUAAACUAGUUUUAAACGUU
This is a messenger RNA of Daphnia magna, 1486 nucleotides long. Its product is annotated as homocysteine S-methyltransferase YbgG. Gene Ontology annotation, molecular function: S-adenosylmethionine-homocysteine S-methyltransferase activity. NCBI's taxonomy places the organism in Eukaryota, Metazoa, Arthropoda, Branchiopoda, Diplostraca, Daphniidae. Gene Ontology annotation, biological process: S-methylmethionine cycle. The record is from RefSeq and is a predicted model, not a curated record.